Iphiclides podalirius (scarce swallowtail) is the source of this 318-nucleotide messenger RNA. NCBI's taxonomy places the organism in Eukaryota, Metazoa, Arthropoda, Insecta, Lepidoptera, Papilionidae. The record is from the annotation of a GenBank genome assembly.
AUGUUCGAUCGCUCGUUCAGCGUUUUAGGAACGUUGCAGGCAGAUUUAUAUGUUGUUCCUGUUGAGGGCAUAAGUGCGCCAGUUUUGAUCAGUUUUGAUGUACUGAAUCGAAAAGGGCUGGCAUGCGCUCGAGGUAAUGGUGAGCAGCGGCUGGCUGGGUCUAAUAUUCGGCCGAUCUUGCAGCGUGUGGUCACUGUGAGCCACGAGAUCGAAGCUGGAUCACAUGGCGCUAUGGUGCGGAGAGUGGACUUCAGAAUGCUGCAUUCUUCGCUGCUGAGUAAACUAGUAGCCACGUGCGCUUGCUUUGUGGCAGCAACC